AUGGCUCAAGCUUCUGCAACUAUCCCGUGUAUACUGCCAGAGACUAGUGGACAUCCUACUUUCAGUUCGGUGUCUUGUCAUCCGGAUAUAUUGUGGAGUUGGUGGGAGGUUGAGAGGGGACAACUUUCCAAGACGGUUUGGAGUUUGGGUCCGUUUGAAUGUCCCGAGUUGUAUACUACAGCGACGGUCACGGAGGUGGCUGCUGAACAGGUUGAGGUCGUGUGUUGUCCUUCGCAAGUACAAGUCAUUUCGACUCUGGUUAGUAAACUUGCUGAUUAUUGUAGGAGUUACACUUUUGUGGAAAAGGUGCCUCGGAAUAACGCUGGACAAUGCAUGUCGCCGUUGAAGGUAGGCCAGGAAAUGGUAUACACUACCAACAACAGCAUUCCGCAAGAGCCUCCGCCUACUGCUAUUGCGGAUGGCAACGAUAGGGCAGUAUCCAAAAGACAGACGGUAGAACACCCCUGCUUUUCCUGGGGUGCUUGGUCAACAGGAAAGCCAGUAGGCCAUCCUUGCUGGCUUACAGAAUCUCAACCUGCUUAUACAGUUACGACUUCGACGAUCACAGCUCCAUCUCAAGUGUAUGCUUUCCAUGUAAAUGGAAGGAAUUUGGUGGCGAGACCAACAGUCAACGCAACGAAUACUACGAGAGUAGUUUGGGUAGCACGAGUAGUGUUACUCUCACAACCAACACCACCAAUGCUCAACAGCCAUUCUCUACUCCUAGCGAAGCGGUAG
This is a messenger RNA of Glarea lozoyensis ATCC 20868, 738 nucleotides long. RefSeq lists its product as uncharacterized. The record is from RefSeq and is a predicted model, not a curated record. The transcript has 2 exons. The coding region runs from base 1 to 738 and encodes 245 amino acids. NCBI's taxonomy places the organism in Eukaryota, Fungi, Ascomycota, Leotiomycetes, Helotiales, Helotiaceae.